AUGAGGAGGAGGGGGCGGCGGCAGGCAGGACAAGCCAGAAGAACUGCCCAUGGAGCCUCCGUACACCAGCGUACGUUGGUACCUACAUUCAACACGUUCAGGGCCGACAUUGCACAGCAUCUUCCAAGAAUCUACAGAUCAGGAAGCGUCCGGGCUGGUCAGCGGACACGGCGCGCGCGGACUAGUUCAAGGGUGGGUGUAGUGAGUGAGUAUGGGGGGAGGGUUUGGGGGGGGGACGGGGGUGAAGGUGGUGGGCGGGGGGUAGAGGGGAAGGAGGGGGGGAGGGGAUGUAGGGGGGGGGGGGGGGGUGCAGGGGGGUUAGCGGGGGUAGGUAGGGGGGGAGAGGGGGGGGGGGGGGGGGGGGGGGGGGGGGGGGGGGGGGGGGGGGGGAGGGAGUGGGGUUGGGGAGGGGAUGUUUUAGGGGGGGGGGAGGCGGGGGGGGGGUGGGUAGGGGGGACAGGUAGAAGCUACCGGUCACAGGAGGUGCUUGCAGAUCUCCUUCUUACAGUUGCUCGUGAGCGGCCGCUGAGGGUGGGGGGACAUCGCAGAGCGGGCUCGACAAGAACGACCAUGAGGAGCGGGAACUUUGGCUUCAAGAACACAGCCGAGGAGGAGCCGCGGCCGGUGGUGGGCGGGGCCUUUAGGGACGAGGAGCGGGCGCUUAUUUUGAGAGGAAUGCAGCGAUUGGCAGGACGAGGUAGGUCUCGUGCCAAGCAGAGGGCAGCGUUCCUGACUGUGCUGGCCAAUGGUUUCCGUGGAGAUGACGACAUAAUGGGGGGGAGGGGAGGGACGAGGCGCUCUGCAGCGACAGGAGGGGGGAGGAGGGAGCCGUGGGUCGCUUCAGUGAAGGCCCCCCCCACUCGGGAGCACCGCCGCAAAGACUUCCGGGAAACUCUGAAGAAGGAGAGAGCACAGAGGCCCCGCCUUCAGCUGAAGCCACGUACAGUAGCUGGUCCCUCUAACCAGGUGGCCAAACCCUAA
This is a messenger RNA of Knipowitschia caucasica, 981 nucleotides long. The record is from the annotation of a GenBank genome assembly. NCBI's taxonomy places the organism in Eukaryota, Metazoa, Chordata, Actinopteri, Gobiiformes, Gobiidae.